CCCUUUCUUUUCGGCUUCGCCCCCUCAUCCCCUUCCCUCUCUUAAUGACACAGUUCCUCGUGCUCCGUCUCACCUCAGGCCAUGCAGAGAAUGAUUAUUCCAAACUUUCUCUGAGGUUUUUCCCCCUGCGGAGUAUUAUUCCGGGUCCUUAACUUUUCUGCCGUGUCAUCAUUUGUGGAGUUAAGGCGGUAGAGUCAUCCGAUGCGACCAGAGCUCUCUCAUAGGAUUAUCAAAAAAAAAAAAAAAAAAAAAAGAGGAAAGAAAAGGAAAUCAACAGCCCAGGGAAUGCGGCGUUCACUGUAACCCGGAGGUACAGCUGCUCCAGUGAAUGAGCAACGAAGAUCGUGAUAAAGCGAGCAAAAACAAAUGAGGACGCGAUGGAAAUUUAAAAAGAGACGUUUCUGUGCACUCAUAUCCUGGUCUGAUUCAGCUCCUGUCAGCAAAAUGAUGUUUUCUCCUCUCCCUCUGUCUCAGGAUGAGUUUCAUCCGUUCAUUGAGGCUCUGCUACCCCAGGUCCGUGCCUUUGCCUACACAUGGUUCAACCUCCAAGCCAGGAAAAGAAAGUACUUCAAAAAACAUGAGAAAAGAAUGACUAAAGAAGAAGAGAGAGCUGUUAAAGAUGAACUUCUGGGAGAGAAGGCAGAGGUUAAACAGAAGUGGGCUAGUCGUCUUUUGGCCAAGCUAAGAAAGGAUAUUAGACCAGAAUGCAGGGAAGACUUUGUCUUGUCAAUCACUGGGAAGAAAGCUGCCUGCUGCGUCCUGUCGAACCCUGACCAGAAAGGCAAAAUGAGGCGCAUAGACUGUCUCCGACAAGCUGACAAGGUGUGGAGGUUGGACCUGGUGAUGGUGAUCCUGUUUAAAGGAAUCCCGUUAGAAAGCACAGAUGGAGAGCGACUGAUGAAGGGAGGCCAGUGCUCCAAUCCAGUCCUCUGUGUCCAGCCUCGACACAUCUCUGUCUCUGUCAAAGAGCUUGACCUCUACCUCGCUUACUAUGUACAGGAGAGAGAGGCAGAGCAGAGCAGAAGUCCAAGUCGUACAGGAGUGGGCUCUGAUCAGGAGGACAGUCGAACUGCCACAAUGGAUGGUCCAGAGUUCCAGGAUAGUUUUGUGACAUCAGGAGUUUUCAGUGUCACUGAGCUGGUCCAGGUCUCGAGAACACCUGUUGUCACAGGAGUGGGACCUAGUUUCUCUAUGGGGGAACUCCAGGGUCAUCUGGCGUAUGACCUCAACCAGUCUGUCAACCAGCCAGUAAGCCUCAGACGAUCACUAGCCAGCACCUCAUCUAGCGGGAGUAAGCGUCAUAAGUCUGGCUCAAUGGAGGAAGAGGCUGACAGUCCUGGAGGCGAGUAUUACCACUCGCCAUCUUCUCCUGCCAGCAGCUCAAGGAACUGGACUGAUGACAUGGAAGGAGGUGUGUGUGUUGUAGGUCUUUCUCCUCCUGUAAAAAAGGCAGAGCUGGACAGUCCCUCUCCCCAGGAAGACUCACCCAGAGUGGGCUCCUUCACUCAGCACCAUCGCCCUGUCAUAGCUGUUCACAGUGGUCUGUCUCGGAGUCCACACCCCUCCUCAUCUCUUCAUUUUCCAUCCUCCUCCUACUUCCCCCAUGGAGCAAUCCGUUAUCCCCCUCACCUUUCCCAGGAUCCCCUCAAAGAUCUGGUUUCAUUAGCCUGUGACCCAGCCAAUCAAAACCCCAGCUCUCUAAAUGGCAGCAACCAGGUUAAGGUGCCCAGUCACUACAUCUCCUCUCAGAUGUUGGCACCCCCUGGACCAGUGUCUUCCCUGGCUCCUCCUUCAUCCUCCCUCCCAAGGCCAACACUGUCUGCAGAGUCAAAGGCCUCUACCACCUCUUCUGAUGGGGGAACAAACUCCCCAACAUCACCAACAUACUCAGCCCCCGGAACUCCCCCUGCCAACCGCACCUCCUUCGUUGGAGUCAGCCCUCGAGACCCAGCAGGACUCUACCAAGCUCAGUCUUGGUAUCUGGGCAACUGAGUGAUCCCUGGGGGAAAGAUGAUUGUCAUGGCUGUGCUGUCCUGGAGAAAUGAACACAAUGUUGUCAAGACAUUGCCAGAGGAAAAAUAUAUUCAGCUUUAUAGAAGCAUAACACGUGGUCAUACAUACAUAUAAAUAUAAAGUGUAGCAUAUUUAUAUGUUUGUAUAUACCAAGAAGAUACAGUGUGGACGUAAGAAGGAUGCUGCUUUCUCUCAGCCAUAUUGCAGUCACAGAAUGAACUGCACCAAAUGAUACUAAAUGUUCUCAAGAAUGGCAACUGAUGUGAGUUGUGAUUUUUAAGUUACAGUAAGGGAGUGGUGCAGAUGAGUGUUUCCUUCAGAAGACCCGCAGACCAGAGCCAGGCCUCAACAUACCAGAUCUUAAGGAGCCUGUGAUCUGACUGUGUGCCAAGGAAAGGGUCUGUUUUCCCUUGGAUGGAUAUCAGCCUUUGUUCUCGCACCCUAGGUCUCCACACUAAAUCUAGUUUAAGGCCUCCCUCCUGGGACAGAUGUAAACCUCAUCCCCUCUCAACACCCAGAAUGCCCCUUACUGCUGCAGGUGCUGCUUAAAAUAUAUGCAAAUAAGCCUCCCUUUUUUCCAAAACUGACUAGAAAGAGAGAUUCUCUUGUUAUUAUUUAAUGUUUCUUUGCACUUUUCAAUAUGUUAUUGCCACAUUUGAAGAAAACUAACAGUUAAAAAAAUAAUCUUUUUGAUCUUCCCACUUGAAGACAGAGGCUUUGUCUUUUUAUUGACAAUCAUCAGCCUAAAACCAUUAUUUUGCUUUACUGGGUUCAUGUUUUAAGACUGUUUGAUUGUGCUUUUUUAUCAGAAAACUGUGGAUUAUGAGUGGAAUAUAAGAGCUAUAUUCAUGUCUCCUCCAACACAAGAGACAAUGCUACAGUUUGACAUCAGUUACAAUCGGUCAAUCAAUACUGGUAUCGGAAGGGCAGAGCGCAUUGUUUCAAAUUAAUAUUAACAUGCUUCUUCCUUUACUUCAGAAACAAAUCUAUUUGUAACGCAGUAAUUAUCAAAACCUUCAAAAGUCCAAAUGUUUGGAGGAGACAUAGAAACACCUCAGUGGAUCUGAGAAAAGGCAACAACACAUGGAAACCUGGACUAUGUGGCAAAAGAGCCAAAGUCAAGGUGGCUAUUGAACUGUGUGUUUUUACAUGUAGCAUGAAGGGGUGUGUGCGCCUGAGUGUUUGCCUGAGUGUGUGCGUGUGUGUGUGUCUGUCAGAUUGAAAUGUUUCUGCAUUUGUGAACUCACCUCUGCUUGGUUUUGAGAUUUUGUGGAUGGAUAUGGAAAGAGAUGAAGUAGGUAUUGCACUACACUUAAGUUACAGUUGCAGUGAUGCAGCAUGUUUCUAAGCUGGCAGGCUGAAUCGUAGUUGUUCUUGAAGUUGUUGGUUUCCGAUAGUAGGUUAUGUGCAUACUAAUUUGAGAGCUUCAUAUUUAUGGUGAUCUACAAAGGUGUUCAAGCAAGGUUCUGCACUGUCUAGCUCAACCCCACCAUGAUAAUCCAUAGAGGAACAGUAGAGUGGGUUUGGGUUGGAGUUCAGGCAGCUGGAGACGGAUUAAUAGACAGACAGGUUAGCCACAGUGCCAUGGUGGGAUUUAAGACCGCCUUGAUGAUUAACCACUGACAAGAAAGAUAUCAAGCAUUCACAAUUUGAUUUUAAGGUCAUAGCUUAGAUGCUGGGCCCCAUCCAAAAUAUGUCUUCAUAACAGUGCUUUUAUGAGCCAAAGCAAUAGUCCCAGGUUCAUGCUUUUCACAGCUAAAUUUUGCUAAUAAUCUUUUGAAAAGCGUGCAAUAAUUUCAAGUCUUUUUUUUUUUUUAACUUUGAUCAGAAUGAUCACAAACAUUAGACAAGGAAGGACAUCCCAGAACCAUCUGAUCAUAGGUAAUCAAGAUAAGAGGACACAUAAGAGUAAGAUCUCAGUUCAAGAGAUAGCAACAACUUAGUCUGUAGUCUAUAAGUAAGAGUAGAAUAUAAUCCAGUCAAAUUAAAAAAGCAUAUCACCAUUGAUACUGGCAUGUACAGUUCAAUGCAAACUUUAUAUGCAAAAGUAGUAAACACUUCACUCAAACAUCUCAUGUGAACAUGAAAUGACAAAAAAAAAGUCCAGGGACAAAUGUUUUGAUAGGUACAUUUUUAAUCCUCAGUGUUUUCCACCCGAAAAGCAUUCUAUUGAAAUUAGUUGCCUUUUGAUGUGGAUUUGUGUUUCUGUGUUGAGGAGAGAUCAGAAUAAAUGUCAAGCAAAUAUUGCCUUGAAUUAUAGACAUAGAGUUGACCCCUGCAGUGUUUUUCAUUCUGCAGACAUUACUCCAUAACAAUGUUGUGUACCCUGUGCAAAAAAACACCAGGGUGGAAGUAAAAAAUGUACUUUUUGUGCCAUCUAAUUUUUAUUAUGAAAGUAGGUUCCUGAUCUCACAUAAGUCUACAAUCUGCCUGUAAGGAUAAAAUAUAUUCCAGGUUUGAUUCCAACAUAUCUGUUAAAUUAAUGUUAAACUAGUGAAGGAGAAUGCAGUAGUGUGUCAUGGUGAGUUCACAAAUAGGGCUACAAAAAGAGCCAGUAAGCUGAUCAUACACAGCCUCACAUGCUUGCAACUUAUAAAACCAUAUGUGCAAAGUAGUGCUGUAACUUUUUUUGUAAGACAGCUUAAGACUUUGAAUUUAGAAGGAACUCCAGUUUAGUCAGAAGUUUUGUUUCCCUUUCUUCUUUUGUGUCUUUGCAUUCAAAAUGUUCCAAUCAAACAGCUAUGGAAUAGGUUUAGUUUUUGUGCAUUUUUUAAAGAUUGCACAAAAGCCUCUUGCAUCACCUAGAUUAAGCAACCUCUUUCUUUUUAUACUAUUUGCUGUCCAGAUGCAUCUUAAAUGUAUGUUCGGUCUGAAUACAGGUGUGAGUGUUUCUUAUUGUUUUCUUUCCUAGGCUUAGGGGUCAAAGUUAGCAGCAGUCAGUUGGAUUUUGUACUGAAGGUGCUGAUGUGAGCUUAGAUUUCUGUGGGGUGAGGUUUCAAGUUUUGUUAAAGUUGGCUUAAGUUGGCUUAAGCUGAUGUAUACUGCAUGGUGCUGCCAUGGUCGCUGUGCUGACCUAAUGAAUGCAUGGCUAAAACUGAUGAUACCUCUUCCUCUCUAUCCUGCUCUUUCUCCUCUUCUCCUUCCUCACUCUGUACUCUGUACUGAAUCAGAGGGCAGUAGAUGGAAGGACUUCGUAUUUCUUUACAUUUUAAUAAUGGCCCUGUUGUUAAACUUCUAUUUUGCACGAUAUUUCAUAUAACACAUUAUGUGCCUUGCCUUUAGUUAAAGAACAAUAAUAUAAUAUGGGAAAGUGAUCAUAUUUCAUGGUACAGCUGGAAGCUUAAAACAAAAAGAAAAUACAAAAAAAAAGCUGCAUGUGUGAGAGCUUGGCAUUAUCCAGUGUUGCAGGUACAUAGUUUAGGUUAAACAGUGUCAGUGUAUGAACUACCAGCUGGGAUUGGCUUGAAUGUCAGCUUUGUGAAAGCUUUCAUUAGUUUUAGCAGUCUACAUUUCCAUUCAACCAAAGGUAGAACACAUUUUUACAGCACAAGAGAAACACUCUGACGAUUCAAAUUCAAAUACUUUGCUUCCAUUCACUACAUUUAACUGUAGCUUUGAACCACAUCUGACAGCAGCCACAGGGCUUGGCUGAAGUGUCAUCGGGUGAAAUUAGUAUGGAAAUGGUUAUAACUAGUGAUGAAUACUGAUUUAAAGAUCAUGGUCAAACACGUGUUAUUAAACACUGUAGUUCUUUUCUUGAUUUAGUAAUGACUGAAUUACCACAGCGAUAUCUAAACAAACUUGAAUGUUGAGAACGUUCUUAAGAAGCUAGUCUUUAAGACAAGAUUUAUAGUCAAACUAUUAUUGUAACGGCCAAGGUUGAACACGUCAUUUUAUUCUGCACAGAAAAGAACCGUACUUUCAAAAAUGUUGCCCUUCUCCUUUAAGUCCAGAUUUUACAUGCCAGAUGUUGCUGUUAACAGUUGUUUAUUGCACUCAUAGAGCUGAUGUGGUUCAGAGGCUCUGCAUCUUAAGCUGAAGUGUUGGCCUUUAGGUGUGCGGACAAGUUACUGACAUUAACAGUGUUGAUUAUAAGAGGGGCGUUGUCCCAAAAUGUGGACACCAUUGUAUUGUAAAUCCUACUGUAAUUUCAGGUAUGGUUAAAGUGUAGCUACUUUGGAUCUAAAAACCACACAUGUUUGAUGGGAGGUCUUGCCUCAAUGUUCAUAGUGCAAACAAACAUUCUGCAUGGAUCUGCAAACAUACCAAGUAGCAAAUACUCGCAAACACAUUUUAUUGUAUUUAUUGCUGGAUGUUUUUUAAACCUUUAUUGUGAAUAGUUGUCAAGCAUUGAGCCAAUGUGACAGAGCCACCCAAUGCCAUAAUAGAAAUGUGUAGGUUUGGAGUUUAAGGGUCAGAAGCUCUAUGAUUGGCUAUUUUAACACCGUCCAUUUGCCCGUAUGAUGAUUAUAACUAUGUGACUAAUCAUAUGACAAGGCAUAACAAAAAGCCAUUGUUUAAAUUUCAGUUUCAUAUGAAUGCAUGCACUUAACACUAUUCUUACUCAACUUGGCUUUAAGGUUGUGACUAUUUUUUUCUUGAGUUAUUAUUAUCACUUUGCUUAUAGAGAUAUAGUUUUAAACACAGCAGUGUGUAUAAAAACAUGUACAACAUGGACUGAAGAAAAUAAUGAAUAGAAAAUAAAUGUCUGUUGCGUUUGAGUUUAAGUUUGACCCUCUUAAAAAGAUGGACAAGCUAGAGUAAGUUUCCCAUAAAAUGGGCUUGUUUCAAAGUUUAGUCAUGUGAAGUACGAUGAAUGGUAACCGGUGCAAUGAUAGUGGAAGAGAGACAAUCUUGGAAGUUAAGUCUGAGUGAUUCACUCAAAGACCACAGAGCUCUGCAAAGGCUACACAGUCCUCUAAAUGUGUAAUCUUCAUAGCAGCAAUUGUUGCCCUUUUAUACCCUGUAGUAAAAUUAAAACUUUGUAGGGUAUACAUGUAGGUUUAUUUGUAGACUAAAUGAAAUCCUGAUUGCACAAUAGCAUCAUACAUAUGUAAAUGCUAGCACAAUUUACAUUAAUGGUGCAAUUUAUCUUUGGAUUUAAAGUUGUUGUUUCUUUUUCGGUGUAAAAAUAUAUUUGAAGAUUUUUUUUGCAUAGGCCAUUUCAAAAUGUAUUUGUGUGCAGUUAACAGUGUUGAAUACACUUGGACAUCGCAGAACUAAAAGAUACAUUGUAAGUGAACAGGUGACUAUUCUUGUAAUGGAUUGUCUUAACCUGAGAUUUGCCUGUAGAGGUCCCAAUCAUUCCAAAAUAUUAGCCACAAUUUUAAAAACCUGAUGACAGAUAGACCCAGUGUGAAUUGACCCAAAAAUCAUCACAUCAGAUUCAUAGAGAAAGCACACUGGUGAUGGCAAGAUGUUCCACCAAUAAAGAAAAAAAAUGCAACACAUGGUUCUCCACAAUUUACCCUCUCAAUCUUACAAACAAAGUCUCCUGUCAUAAUAAUCGCACACUAUAUGAUUGAAAGCUGUCUUCCUGGGUCCCUCAGUCACCAGAUUUAUUUACACACGGAUCAUAGAUCUGCAGCAGUACUAUGGGACCCUACUAGACCUAGCUGACUUGGGUCAUCUUGUUGGGGGUUGUCUCAGAAACUGUAGGCCAAAGUGAAAAAUGCUUUGUCAAUGUGCUAAUAAUAAGACUAAGGCUAUUGAUGUAAAACUGGCAUUAUUUAUUUUUUCUAACUAAGAAUCAACUUGUGUUGAAUUUAUACUAUGCACUGAUUGUGACAGGCCAGAUUUGGAAACCAGGCCAAAUUGUUAUUAUAUUUUUAUGUUUAUAUUCCCUCUUUCAGUCAAAGAUAUAUUUGUUUUAAAACUGUCCUUAAAAAUAACCAUGUUCAUGAAUCCAAGGAUGUGUUACUGGUAACACCAGGCAAGAAGUUAUGAAUACUCACAUGGCUGCCUUUUAAGCUACAUGCAGGAGGAUAAAGGCUAUUUCUGUGAAAUGUUUUCAAAGAUUAAGCCUUGUAUUUACCCAUAGUGGGACUUGAUGUGGUUUACUUAGCUGGGAUCUGUCUGCAGUUAGGUACUGGCUACCUGUUGGUAAAAACCAGGAACAAAAGGGAGAAUAUCUAUGCCCAAGGACAAAAAAAAAGAUUGGACACUGAGUUCUGACAGUGUGUCAGCUGCUUUGCUAAAUGUGUUUUAAGCUUGUAAAGUGUAAUGUGUUAAUUUCAUUUAACAAAAUGUACCAAAUUGAGCAUUGAAUAAUUGUAAGAUAUCACAACCAAGAGAAAUACAACAAGACACUCACACCCUGCCUACACCUCUAUUUCAAACCUGCUCAAUAACAGGUGAAAUACCAUGCAGCUGUCAGUAAAUAUGGUGACACUGUUACCAUUGCAAGAGAGUGUGUGAAAGUACAAUUAAGGAAAUAAUUAUGAUUAUAAGAUUAUUGUAAUCAUCUGGGAAAUUUCCCACCUUGAGUAAAAAUGUGUCCAUGAGUUGAGAAUAAUGUUUCAUAAUUAAACCAACUUGCACACAUAACUUCAGCUUCUCAUCAAAAUGUCAUCAAAACUUUCUCUGCUGUGGUUAAGAAAGCGGCAGGUCAACAGCAUUGAAUUGGCAAAGACGCUACCAAAAACUAUUUCAACAAGCAGUGCCUGUGAUUAUACUGCAAGUUUCAUUUCAGUUAUUUUUCAUUUGCAGAACAUGUUGUGUUCAAACAGUACAUAGAGGUGUGACACACUUCUACCUAGGGAUUGGUGCUUACUAUUGAAAACAUCACCAGCCCUGGCCAGUAGAUAUGGGCUGGGCGGGUCCUAAGGUGACAAGCCAUAAAUCAACCCAAAGAGUUACUGAAAAUCUAGAGGGACAUUGACAAACUGUCUACUUUUUUGAGGGAACUAAAUGUAAAGUUGAUCCACGCGUCUUCAUUUUAGGUUGGAUUAUAUUCAGGGAUUACAGCUGUGUCCUAUUUUUGUCUACUUUUGAGGUUGCACGUGAAAUAGGCUGAAAUAAUUUUAGAUUCAGCUUUGUCAUGAUGCCUCUGUACAAAGGGUACUACAAAUUGUGUAUGGUUACCAAAGACAGAGUAGGAAAAAAAUGCAGAUUUGUUAGUUGACAAGUAAAAAGAGUUGAAGCAGUAAUAGUGAUGAUCCCUUAUCUUUAUAAUAACUUUCUUCAAUUGAUGUAUCUUUCAGCAAACUGAUCUCAUAAGUCUUUGUCACAGACGGCUUUACAGUUGAAAAAUCACAGGUGUGACUAAUAAAGUGAAUGAUGGCUGAAGCCAAAUAAACUAAUUGAGGGUCAGUGUUCUGUAUGGCAAACGUUUUUUAAUUCAUUCAGGAACUAUUAAUUAACUGUCCAGUUAUAAGCACUUCUAUGUUUUAUUCAGAUGAAUAGUUGUAGUUGGGAACUACUCAUAUUUUGUAUCCUUUAUGGUCUAGUGUGACCAUCAAAUAUUCACAUUAUCUUUUCUUACACAUACUGUCUCCCAUGCAAUUUCAGUAUAUUAAAGAACUGAUUCCGCCUAAGUUACUCCCUUCACAGUUUAAUGGGAAUAUGAACAUUAGGAAUUGUCAAUUUGUAUGAAAUCCGAUCAUCAAAAAUCUUUUGAAAUUGUUGACUAUAUGUUUUCUUAGAUGUUAUUUAUUGGGGAAGGCUAAGUUCCAUCUAGAUUUUACUUUUCUUUGUGGUACAAACCAAGUGCUGUUCUUACCACUGUUUGCUGACGAUACAAAAAACACUUUUGUUUAGAUGCAUCUUAUAAGAUGAUAAGUAAGCAGUGAUAAUUGUAUUUGAAGCUUAGAAGCUGAAGUUGGUCAAAGUUGGUUAUAUCGUGAACGAAGAACUAUACAAACUAACUAUACCACUUAAACUGUCAGAGAACUAAUAAUAGGCAAGUUUAUUAAGGGUGAUUUUCUAAGAGGGCUCUUUUCUAUAACUCUCAAUGUUACUUAAACCUCUUCUGUUGCCUGAAAAACUUGUCACUCCGAUAUGGGUUUUUGCUGUUUUUUGUUUGUGCUAUCAUUUCAAAUGUGUUUUCUUCUAUUAGUGACCCUUCAAAACUCAUUUAUUUAAUUCAGAAUCACAGCAGCUUGAAUUCCUUUUUUAGUUAUUGAAAUAAGAUUUUGUAGUUUUCCCUGUAACAGUGAUGCCAUGUUGAUUCAGUUCUGUAUCUUUGGGUAUCUUACACCUGCACUCUGUGUACUCCUUGUGCUGAAGACAGUUUGUAAUGAAAGAAAGAGUUGUUUCUCAGAGAACAUUUUAAUGCAGUCUCAUAUUUUAGAGAUUUUUUUUCAUAACUUUUCAGAUAUUGAUGUAAAGGACUGCUUUGCUUGCUUCCAAAUAUAUAUCCCUUACAUCAGAGAGAGCGAAGGCAUGAUUAGCUUUCAACAGUUAUUGCAUGACUACAAUCCACACAGACAAUGGUCCUUUUCACAUUAAGUGGUCAUCGUGACAUUAUAGAAUUCAUUUAGCUAUGGGAUUUCAACACCAAAUCUUUGGUUAGCAUUGAUACAUCAAAAUUUCCAAAUAUCUGAAGCAGUGAACAAGGCUUUCCUGGGUCAUUAUAUUUCUAUAUAGGUGUGCAUCUUAUAUUUAUGAUUACUUGUAUCUUAUCAGAGGACUAUGGCACAACUUUCUCAUCUGACUUGACUUAUUAGUGCCUGACCCAAAACACAUUUUUGACACCUGACAGCUAAUCGGAUACAUGCAACGUUGCACAACUUGUUAUUCAGAUAUCAGAAAACAAAACAGGUAAAGGCAAGUUGUAUUUUUUAUGCUGAGUCUAUAUUAUGCACCAGCGAGCUGACAUUAACCCUGGCCUGAGAUGUUCACUGUGUAAAGGGCUAGUGCUCUGGAUUGGAUGUAGUGUGUAGCAGCUUAGCAAGAGCUUUAAGUACUUCUUCUUUGGGAUGUUUUUCAGUUGAAACAAAUGUCAAUAAUCCACCUUUGUUUGCACGAUGUUAACAAUUGCUCUAGGCUUGCAUUCAGACAAGAACAGGAAAUCAUGUCAACACUGUGGCAUAGUGAUAGACUCACAGUUGUUUCAAGAUUGAAAUUUCUGUUCCUGUCUGAAUGUACCAUAGUUUGAGAUGGCUGUCUAAACCAAUAUUUCUGACCUAAUGUUGUUCAUCUGCUGUGGGGGAUAUUAACAUCUUUGAUAAUAUGUCAUUGUAACCAUAUUUAGCCAUUGCUGUCAGCAAUUGCUGAUAAUUCAUUACUGGAAAUGAGUAUGUUUCCCUAUGCAAAAAUAUACCAUUAAUAAACAAGCUAAACCACAACUCAA
Notolabrus celidotus (New Zealand spotty) is the source of this 11305-nucleotide messenger RNA. It is a transcript of the gene nfic, whose product is annotated as nuclear factor I/C. Gene Ontology annotation, molecular function: RNA polymerase II cis-regulatory region sequence-specific DNA binding; DNA-binding transcription factor activity, RNA polymerase II-specific. Gene Ontology annotation, cellular component: nucleus. The record is from RefSeq and is a predicted model, not a curated record. Lineage: Eukaryota; Metazoa; Chordata; Actinopteri; Labriformes; Labridae. Bases 367 to 1992 code for a protein of 541 amino acids. Gene Ontology annotation, biological process: regulation of transcription by RNA polymerase II. The transcript is spliced from 13 exons.